ACAUCUGAAAACGACGAAAGUGAAAAUUGCACAUCAUGAUCGGUGCACCGCACCGCUAAUACAGGACUAUUGCAGCAAACACACCGCUAAUUAGCGCGUUGAGGACACGGAGCGGGCCGGCGUGCAGUGCGCCACGAGGAUGGCCGUGAGGCGCACGGCCACAGACCUCAUCAGCACUGCGGCACUUCUGCGUCACAUAUCAGCUGUUUCGCCGGCGAGGGGCUCGCACUUGUGACGUUUCUAGUGUGUCGCGUGCCGCAGGCCGCCGGCACGAUGGCGUCCACCAUGCAGCUAGAGUUCACGCAGGCGAUGACCGAUUUCAAAACGAUGUUCCCAGAUAUGGACGACGAUGUUAUUGAAGCCGUACUACGCGCUAACCAAGGCGCUGUGGAUGCGACUAUUGACCAACUUCUAGCUAUGAGUACGGAUAACCAAAACGAACGUUUGCGGCUCGAAAUGGAACGAGUGGAGAGCAGCACGCCGUCACGUCGUAAAGACCGUCGCUCGGGCUGCAGAGCUACUGACAAUGGCGAGGAUAACGAUACCACAGCCCUCGUGGACGUUGAUGACGAUUCAAUACCCUUAGCUGUAAGAAGAAAAUGGGUGCCUAGAAUGCUGGGCCCUCUACCUCCCAUGUUUCUGCGAAUACCACCUGGCACAGACGCGAGAAUAGACCUGAGUUUAGAGAUGGAUGAUGACAGAAUCGCUACCUUCCUGCAGAAUGAGGAGUUCAUGGCGGAACUGCGAUGGAACCAGGAGUUCAUGGCUGCGUUAGACAGUGAACAGGGACAGAAAACGAAGUGUCAUGACGAUGAGGCUGCGUUUAAGGAGAGGCUAAAGAACAUGGGCAAAUCAUCCCGCAAGAAGUUCGCCCAGCUCUCGAAGAUGUUCAGUCGAGGCGGGUCACGGCGGUCGGGCAGUGCUCGAGCGCCACCUCGCGGCCCGCCAGACAGUCUGCUGCUCCAAGAGGAACACAGUGACGAUGACGAUCGCCCACAACACCACGUCAAAAUAUAAUGGUAUACUCUGCACGUACAGGUUUAAACGAAGAGAGAGCCUUAUAGGAAGUUACAAGGUUACGGAUAAGACUGGGUCUGUUUUGUGUAGCAUAAGAAAGGAAUACGAUUGAUAUUUUUAUGUAUAAGAGCUAAACGAAAAGCCGGCACUUGUUAAAGGUCUUUUGGCUAACCAUUAAUAUCCUGAUUUACCUGUAAGCAUCUUUGAGUGACAGAAAGAAAUGUCGCUUUUUGAAGAGUCCGGCCUGUAUCUAUGUUGUACACUUAUGGUGAAUGUCGUGUAAAGUAAGAUGAUGUUGUUAAAUUGCAAUAACUGUAAAAAUGUUUAAAUAAGUAGUUCAAGGCUUGCUCGCAUCCAUCAUACUUGUAAAUAGGCACGUGGGGUUCGCUUAGGAAGAAGGGCCGUCUCACUAUCGUAUGUUCGUAUGCUAAAUAGUUGAGGACUUUAGAUUCCAUUUCCUCAGAUGUAGCUUUUGUUAGAUAAAUUAUAUAAAGUAAGUAGGUAUUCUAUAGCAGAAUGCACGGAGGGCGCCCGUAUGGGCAUGAGACACGAAAUUCCGUACUCGGCUAUAGGUUAAAGACGGCCCUGGCCUUUGUCUGACAGGUUUAUAGAAAUUGUAUUCUGGCAUUUCUCCUAUUCUAAGAAGUAAGUAAAAUAUUUUCACGUGCAUCUUCCAUGGUUUCAUAAAAGGCAGUAUGAAUGGUUGAUGAUAUAGACAUGGCCUUCAUAUACACGUAGUCACACCUAGAAAACUGCAGUCAAUUUACAUAGAAAUGGUAAUCGAGUGGUCGACUCUUCGAUAACUUAAUUAUGCACAAACUGUCACAUCAGUGCGAAUGGAAGGACUUGAUAUUUUAUACUGGACAUGGAUACGUUUGCAAAGAAAGGCUGAUAAAAGAAACAAAUGUUUAAGUAAAUAUAAAGUAACCACUUCAUAGCUAGGUAAUGUAAAUAACUGUUCUAAUAGAUAAAUAGUCUGCUUUGUUCGAUACGAAUUUUAGUGCCGUUAGAGUUAGAUACUAAUUUUGUUGAAGUCAUCGUCGUUGAUCGAAAUCUGUGAGAUGAUGGGUAGUUAGAUAAUGCACUCGCUGUACUUUUGUCUGCACGAUUGACCAUGACAAUGGGGCUUUACUGAAGCCUUAAAUAUAAUAAAUACCGCCAUUUAUUCCGUCGAAGCGAGCUUUGCAUUACUCGGGUUUAACGUAUCAUGUGGAAUAUGGAAUCGAAUAAAGCAAUAUUAAAUUAAGUUUGUUCUAUGGCGUUUGUCGUCGUGUUAUGUACUGAUUUUCUUGUAUGAAUCACUUCAUUUUAUAAUCUGUUAAAUUAUAUUCUUCACAGCUAAAUUAAAAGUAGUUAAUUAGUCCAGUCAUUUGGUAGAUAA
Messenger RNA from Spodoptera frugiperda (fall armyworm), 2398 nucleotides. RefSeq names its product CUE domain-containing protein 1. The transcript has 3 exons. The coding region runs from base 274 to 1017 and encodes 247 amino acids. Gene Ontology annotation, molecular function: ubiquitin binding. NCBI's taxonomy places the organism in Eukaryota, Metazoa, Arthropoda, Insecta, Lepidoptera, Noctuidae. The record is from RefSeq and is a predicted model, not a curated record.